AUGUCCGAUGAUCGACUUUUUACAACGAGCUACAGAUAUGAAGUUCCUAGCUCAAAUGCACAAUUUCUUCGCAAAUCGCUAGCAUUGCAGCGGUCGCGAAUUGAGGUAAGAUCACAUUCCGAAAACCCGAACUUUGGAGGUUCUUCUCUCAAUAAUGAAGAAACAAAAACUACUACUAGACUACUGCAUCUCUCGACCUCUCUAGACCUCUCCUCUUUAUGGCUCCUUUUUAUAACCACUGGAAAUGUACAUUAACACCUUUUCACUGCCAGAAGUCUUGGAAGUUGGUUCUAACUUUCCGGUCUAAGGACACAUUGCUGUGGUGUGACCAUCCAGACGAAAUCUUUUCAGCAGUACUUUGUCAUGGUACUAUUCAUUUGUUAGUAUGAUUAACUUUUGAGUCUGCGGACGGCAAAAUUCUGUGGAGUGAACAUUCAAAUGAUUUCAGCUUUGGUAGUUAAGUGCUUGGAGAAAUUAAAGGAUUUAAUUAAGCGUACAAUGUGCUAGGCUUGAUUACCACCAUAGAUAGCUGCGAAAUUCGAACCUAACAAUGCACAUAAUUUAACUAAUCUUAGUCUAAACUCACUUUGCCUUGUCGUUUUUAACAGACAGAUGAAAAGAUUGCAAGUCGUAUAGACGCAGAAAACAAGUGCGUAUAAGACGCUCAUACAUUCUGAAUCUUUCUUAAUCAAUCAACAUUUGGCCGGGGAAGGAAUGAGGGGGGCCAAUGUAAUUGAAGAGGCAAGCUCUCUCCACAAAAAAUAAAGAAAAGCAAAACAAACAAACAAAACCACUAAAAACGCUUAUUGUUGGUUUGUAACCGCGCCCUUGAAAAUAACGAUUUGAUUUGAUACUUUACAGUCAAUAAAUCUUCACUCGAUUUACGGCCUUUAAUCACAUGAAGGAGAAUAAGACUAUUAAAGAAGAAGAGACAGAGAGAUGCAUGAUUCACGAGAGGCGGUGCAGAAACUGAAAAAACCAUCACGGCGAAUUGGCUUUCACCUGAUUUCACCUUGAUACGGAACGUUUCCAUGCUUCCUAAUGUGUGUUGGUUUAUUUCCCCUUAGGGUUGCCAGCGAAUUGGAGAGGGCGCGAUGGUUUACCAGCUUAGAAGAGGUACAGUUAUUUUUGCUAUGUCGUCUAGUACGACCAAUCGAGGCACUGCACAACAUUGAUUCCACAGUUUCCAGAAAUUGUGAUUGAUGCGAUCGAUUGAUAGUCAAACCUUUGAUAGUCAUCGACCAAAAAAACUAACUCUUUUGAAUUUGCUUUUCAAACUGAUAUGCCAUUUUUUGGAGUUGAUAUCUCAUUGCAGUGUAAUUCAUGUUUUCAACAGGAUAGUGAAAAAAGAAGAGAGAAAAGGAAUUCUGAAAUGAUGGACAGUGAGCUUAAGAUGGCAAACGAAGAGUUCAUGAAGGUAUCAAAAUAAGUAUCACUAUGAAGAGUAUAUAUCCACCUGUUCGUGUUGGUGGUUAGUAGGGACUUUAAUAUCCAACGACGCGGACGACAACGAGAACGUCAAAAAAACAAUAGGUUUAAUUAGCAAAACCGCAAUUUCGCACGUGCAUCACACUUUUUUGUACCUUUCUUCCCCGUUUUUGCACGACUGCGACGUGAAAAUGCCUAAUUUCGCGUUUUAUGGAGGACAUAAACAAACAACGACGAAAUUUUAUUUCUCUUUUUGAGCUUGGCUAUGGUCCCUUGAAAUUCAGCUUCAGGAGGGUUCGCCUACAAUUGACAAAGUAAGUGGGUAGGAAUAAUCGCUAUAAGACUGAAAGAACGCAUAUUCACUUUUUAAGCGACGUUCUUGUCGCCGUCGCGUCGUUGGAUCUUAAAGUCCCUAAUCUCUUUUCAGCGUCUGUUUGGUCGAAUUACAUUUAAAUACAGUAGGCCCUUUGCAGCACUGGGACAGAAAAAAAAAAGAAAGAUCGCAUCAUUUGAAAUCGUAAUUUACUUACUUUUUCUCCAAGUGCUUCUCUUGCUCUCCAGCCUGAAAAAACAUGGAGGUUUUGCAACCUCGUUCAGGGUUCUCUCGAGGUAAGGAAGAGAAAUGGGCAUAUUUUUUCCUUUUGAAUUUAGUUCGGCCGCAGUAAAGAUCAGCGUCUGAAUCAAAUUAGCUGACCUAACUUAUUUUGAGUUGGCCUAAAUUUACCAGGCCUUACACAGUUACAAACAAUCCUUACAUUUUAAUAAAGACAAAGCUUGGUCUUAUAGGAUAACGUUUUCGGUUUGAAUCUAGUUUGGUCGCGUCCAUUCUUGGUAAAACAAGGAGGAAAUCCGAGGGACCUAAUAUUAAUCACCUCUUACAAAGUGGUUUCGAGCGGGUAAUGAUCAGCACUUACUCGCCUCUGGCCUAUCCGGGUAAUGUUUGCUUAUGGAAUCCGAAAUCCUUGGCCUUGGAAUUCUAACUACAGCUCAAGGAAUCCAGAAUCCCACUAACGAUUGGAUUCCAGAAUCCAAGUUCCACUGACCAAGACUGUAAUCCAUUACCUGGAAUCCGGACUCCAACGCGUGGAAUCCACAAUUAAUCCAAGACUGGUUUGGAUUCCAUUACAUAGGGCAAACUUACAAUUAUCGAUACUUCACAUUCAAGCAAGUAUCGAUGCUCUUUCGUUGAUCCAAAUACCGAUUAAUAUUAUAAAUUGACGUUUUUUUAUUUCCUGUUCACUGUAGGUCCGACGAGCACAGUUGCAAAAGUUACUACUGGACGAACAUCUGCAGUUCGAAAAAGAACUCAACGGCACAGGGAAAGCUUUCUAUAAAAAGAGAAUUUAG
Messenger RNA from Porites lobata, 2775 nucleotides. The record is from the annotation of a GenBank genome assembly. Lineage: Eukaryota; Metazoa; Cnidaria; Anthozoa; Scleractinia; Poritidae.